UGUUAAAAUUAUACUUUGUAACCGGAAGUAUUUAAAAAAUGUAACCGGAACUACUACCCAACGGGCACAUUCGAUUGGCUAGAUAACACGAGCACUUCCGCAAACAGGAAAAAUGCCCGCCGUGUUGCCUAGUGUGGCAGAACAACUUUUCCAAGAUAUCCGUAAAAUAUAUCGUGACACUGCCCAAAUUCCUGAUGACUUGCUGAUUGCGCUCCAGUUUGUUUUUGGGCCCUGCGCAGUACAAGCUUUGGAUCUGGUUGACCAGCGUUCAGUCACCUGUCUGUCAUCGCCCAGUGGACGCAAGACCUUCCAGGUCACGGGCGGCUCCGGGAGUUUGUACACUUGCUUCACAUCCUGCCACUUCUGCCCGUGUCCUGCCUUCGCCUACAAGGUACUGCGUAGGAACGAAAGCCUGCUGUGCAAACACAUUCUGGCUGUGUACCUGUGCGAGGCCAUGGGUGUGACUCACACCCAAAGUGUGUCGGACGAGCAGAUGACAGCGGUGCUUAGUGGGACUUUGUCACCGUGAGUGCCACUUUCCUUCCACUUGGAAUUUGGAGAUGAACAUUUCAUUUUUUUGGCAUCCAUUAAAGAGUUCUGAGGUUGUUUCCAGGGAAACAUCUGUUGACUCGCACUUUAUUUUUAGCAUCUUGGUUGGGAAACAGGGAGGCCCAGCAUGCUAGUAAAUGUUUGUUCUUCCCUUUGAAAAGCUUGUUUUAUCUGUCAGCAUACUGUACAUCAAUACGACUUUUGAAAUACUGCAAAGUUGGAUCAUGAACAAUAGAAACAUGGCUUUUAUUGACAAACUAUUUGACUGAACUUACAUAAAGAUUGCACUUAAAGUUGAAUAAUGACACAAAGGCGACAGACGCCAGGGUAGAAAAUUUUUUGGGAUUAAGGUAUCUGUUAUUAUCAUUCAAAUAAAAUAUUUAGGUCACCAGACAUAAAUAUGUUGUAAAAAAACAAAACAAAAAGACACCUGUGUACAUUUUUAUACACAUUACACAACAUUACAGUGCAGUUACAGUAGCGAUAUCUCCAUUGGAAUGUUGACACUCCUCUGUAUACGUAUUUACUGUAGCCCUUGAGAAAAGUCAGCUGGCGCACAAAGAGAAGAUGGAUGCUUAUGUUUGGAGCCUUGAAAUACCACUGACAGAAAUGACUUAAAACAAGCAAGUGCAAUGUCAAUCUCUUUGACGUUGUUUUGGCUUUCUAGUUUUAAAAGCGCUAAAUUUCCCCUCGUAACAGAUCUUCCAAAAUAGUUAAAAGUUAGAUGAAAAUAGUGCACAUGGCCCACACUGACCCUAUUAAUAAUAGGUCACUUGAACACCACACUUAAAAAAAAAAUACACAUCAUUAGUUUUCCCUGCUUGAAUUUUGACUUGAUAUCUCAUUGUCUAAUGAAUAGUAAUGGGAAUUAAAAGGAUU
Messenger RNA from Corythoichthys intestinalis (scribbled pipefish), 1428 nucleotides. It is a transcript of the gene zswim7, whose product is annotated as zinc finger, SWIM-type containing 7. Gene Ontology annotation, cellular component: Shu complex. Gene Ontology annotation, biological process: double-strand break repair via homologous recombination. Lineage: Eukaryota; Metazoa; Chordata; Actinopteri; Syngnathiformes; Syngnathidae. Gene Ontology annotation, molecular function: zinc ion binding. The transcript has 5 exons. Bases 113 to 529 code for a protein of 138 amino acids. The record is from RefSeq and is a predicted model, not a curated record.